Racocetra persica is the source of this 281-nucleotide messenger RNA. Lineage: Eukaryota; Fungi; Glomeromycota; Glomeromycetes; Diversisporales; Gigasporaceae. The record is from the annotation of a GenBank genome assembly.
GAAUUAUAGUUUUGGCUUUUGCCUACUCUUUACAUCUUUUAUUAAGGCCUAAUAGUGAAUAUUCUUAUAAUCAGCCAAGUUUUACUGAUGAUGCUAAUAAUCCUUGGAAUCUAGUUCCUACAUAUCAAUUUAUUUCAUCUAAUGGUACUGUUGGAGAAUCAACACUUAUCAAAACUCCAGAUGAUAGCACAAAUUUAUUUACACUAUUUAGUACUUCAAUUUUGGCUGUAUAUUUUAUGCUAACAGGCGAUUCAAGUUAUGUUUCUUCAUGGGCUUUAAAA